This is a messenger RNA of Penicillium subrubescens, 714 nucleotides long. RefSeq lists its product as uncharacterized. The record is from RefSeq and is a predicted model, not a curated record. The transcript has 2 exons. Lineage: Eukaryota; Fungi; Ascomycota; Eurotiomycetes; Eurotiales; Aspergillaceae. The coding region runs from base 1 to 714 and encodes 237 amino acids.
AUGUCUGCCUUCUGUACCCUCCACAUUCAGCCAUCCGCCCCUUUCAACUGGCUUGAUGCUAUGUCUGCAGACAAAGCAUACUUUGAUCCAAGAACCAGCGACCUUCACCGGUUCCCACUCCCCUUCCGAGGUCCUUCCUAUCCUAUGGACGACCUCAACGUCACCAACCCAGUCCUUGUCCAUCCAAAGCCUACCAAGGUAUCCACGACAAGCUGGGUCCAACAAAGCCUGGACUUCUGGGAAACAGAAGGCUUCGAGCCUGUUCCCACCGACGACAUCGACACUGAAGCCGAUGUCGAUGACGACAACAAAAGCCUCCUGGGACAGAAACUCGAGCAAGUCCAGCUUGAGCUCAUGUGCCCAAACCCCAAGCCAUCUGCAGGCAACUCACUGCUCAGCCUGCACGACCAAAUCAAUACGCCCCGGAAGCAACGUCGACCUACUUCUCAACCAUCAGCUCACGAAACCCGCUCGGUCCAACAGACCGAGAUGCAUCACGACCCGCGACCCGAGGAGUCAAUCUCCUAUCACCCAAUCCUCAUUGAUCCCGUCCUCGAGCCAUCUGCUUAUGCCUUCUCGGACUCGGGAUCGUCCAUGGCAAGCUCGACGGAUCAAGAACAGAAUGUUGGCCGACUGAUUGCCAACAGGGUCCGGCAAGCGGCAGCUCACGGCGGUGCGACAUGUCGCACAUUGCGAAACAGAUUGAGUCUGUGA